This is a messenger RNA of Lichtheimia ornata, 1071 nucleotides long. RefSeq lists its product as uncharacterized. The record is from RefSeq and is a predicted model, not a curated record. Gene Ontology annotation, molecular function: zinc ion binding. NCBI's taxonomy places the organism in Eukaryota, Fungi, Mucoromycota, Mucoromycetes, Mucorales, Lichtheimiaceae. Bases 1 to 1071 code for a protein of 356 amino acids. The transcript has a single exon.
AUGACGCGACAUAAAAACAAAGAUAUCCAAUACCAAGCCUGCGAGACUGGAGCACCCUUACUUUCUUCACCACCACCACCACCCACACCAACCCAAGACAACAACAACAACGACGACGACGACAACCACCACCACCACCAUAGCAGUAAUAGCGCACAUCAAGAACCAGCCAUGACAACGAUUACGAUAAACGAUCCCAAGACAUGUCGCAUUUGUGGAGAUGACGAUCAAGAGAGUGAUAGUAGUAAUAUACCCGGCGAGACGAGUACUACGAGCGACGACCAUGCGGCAUACAAAAGGCAUCAAGUGAUGAAUAGUAAAUGCCGCGGAGCAGCACAUACGACUACUGCAGAGGAUGACAACCCGCUGAUACGACCGUGCAAAUGCAAAGGGAGCAUGAUGUAUGUUCAUGUGAACUGUUUAAAUCGAUGGCGCGUCAUGUCUCCAAGGAAAAAGUCGUAUUUAUCAUGCGAUCUAUGCGGGUAUCGAUACAACCUUCACCGACCUCGUUAUGCAGCAAUCGUAUCACAUCGCUAUUUCAUACGCACCAUCACCUUCAUCAUUGUACUGCUUCUCACAGUGGGAUUGGCUUAUGCAUGUAAAGCGAUCGAUGUUUAUGCUUUGGGACAUGUACCACAACCAGAGAAUGACGAAUGGCGGCAAUGGCACGGCCCUACCAUUCUAUGGAUGGAUCGCAUUUACUUGGCAGCAGGCGUCAUUGGCAUCUCAUUUCUUGGCUUUUUAUACGUGCUCAUUGUUUGCAUCACUUCAGCAAGCGCAACAGCUACAGAUGAUUAUACCUCUUUCAAUGCACGUGCAGAUGACGAUAUGCCAUUCAUGUGCUGUGGUCAAGCCAACUGCUGGUAUGGAUGCGAUUUCUACAUUGCAGAUUCUCAUUGCCAUGGAGACGCAGCCUUAGGAGGCAUUAUUGUAUUCGCUAUCUUUAUGUUCAUAACCAUGAUUUUAUUCGGUAUCAUGGGUGCUGUGGGUGGCGUCUAUACUUUAACCGAAUCCAUUGUAAAACGAAUCGCAGGAAGAGUCAAAGAAAGGAUACUCGAAGUAGAUCUCUGA